Messenger RNA from Ailuropoda melanoleuca (giant panda), 2162 nucleotides. It is a transcript of the gene CLIC2, whose product is annotated as CLIC family member 2. NCBI's taxonomy places the organism in Eukaryota, Metazoa, Chordata, Mammalia, Carnivora, Ursidae. Bases 457 to 1176 code for a protein of 239 amino acids. Gene Ontology annotation, biological process: chloride transmembrane transport; negative regulation of ryanodine-sensitive calcium-release channel activity. The record is from RefSeq and is a predicted model, not a curated record. Gene Ontology annotation, molecular function: chloride channel activity. The transcript is spliced from 6 exons.
UUCUGGGCAUGAAGCCCAGGACUCAAAAGGAGGCUCUAGAGAAGAACAUCUGGUCUGCUUGAUAUAUAGAAGCCAGCGCGGCAUGUGUGUGCUUGUGUGUAUGUGUUUUUCCUAUGCUGACUCAUGGCACUGAAGUCUUUCUGGAAACACCCCCACCUUUGUAGCCAACCAGUUUACACACACCCCUUCAGCUCCUCCUUGAUUCAAAUGUUAAGUCAAGAGGAAGAAGGAAAACGAAUUCAAGAGCUGCUCUCAAGCAUCUAGAAUUCUCUGUACCCCACCUCCUGAGAAGAGAGACUGGCCCCCAGCUCUGACUCAGUCUACUACAAGCUGGACUCUCCUCUUAAAGCACCAACUUUAUCUGAGCCUUUGGAUAAAACUGGAAGAAAAUAGUGCACGAGUACUGUGAACUCUGCAAGAGGCAGGGGGCUGACAACUGGUAGUAAAAACAGAAAGAUGGCAGAUCCUGAAAUUGAGCUUUUCGUGAAGGCCGGAAGUGAUGGGGAGAGUAUUGGAAACUGUCCCUUUUGCCAACGCCUUUUUAUGAUCCUCUGGCUUAAAGGAGUUAAAUUCAAUGUGACUACUGUUGACAUGACCAGAAAGCCUGAAGAGCUGAAAGACUUAGCCCCAGGUGCCAAUCCUCCCUUCCUGGUGUAUAACAAGGAGUUGAAAACAGACUUCAUUAAAAUUGAGGAGUUUCUAGAGCAAACAUUGGCUCCUCCAAGGUAUCCUCACCUGAGUCCCAAGAACAAGGAGUCUUUUGAUGUGGGCUGUAACCUCUUUGCCAAGUUUUCUGCAUACAUUAAAAAUACGCAAAAAGAAGCAAAUAAGAAUUUUGAAAAAUCUCUGCUCAGAGAAUUUAAACGUCUGGAUGACUACUUAAACACACCGCUUCUGGAUGAAAUUGAUCCAGACAGUGCGGAAGAACUCACAGUUUCCAGAAGAUUGUUCUUGGAUGGGGAUCAGCUGACACUGGCUGACUGCAGCUUGUUACCCAAACUGAACAUUAUUAAAGUUGCAGCCAAGAAGUACCGUGACUUUGACAUUCCAGCAGAAUUCUCAGGAGUCUGGCGCUAUCUUCACAAUGCUUAUGCCCGUGAAGAAUUUACCCACACAUGUCCUGAAGACAAAGAAAUUGAAAAUACCUAUGCAAGUGUGGCUAAACAGAAGAGUUAGGACAGCCCUUUCAGUAGAAAAAGCUCUCUUUUCACUUAUUAUCAUAUUAUAAAGGUUUUUGGAAAUAAGAAAUGGAAAAUACUGUUUCCUCUAUCCAAAUCUCUUAUGAAAAGAAUGCUGUAUUUUCUGUAUCUAGUCAGUCUAAACUAUCUUCUCAUCGUGUAUUUUAAAGUUCUUUAUAUUUUCACUUAAUUUUCUUUAUUCCCAUGCAUAACCACUGCAAUCUUAAAUCACAUGGAAAGUAUCAUGAUCUUUUGCUACUUAAUUGAAUUAUUAGAAUGCAUCAUAUGUAAGCUCAACAGAUGGCUGGAGUUACAAAUGACAUAAAAAGAGCCACGACCUUAGAAAAAUUUCCAUUUAAAUCAUUAAAACAGCUUUACAUUUUUGUUAGUUUAAUACAUGGGUGAGUUUAUUUCUGAUAUGAAUAAUAAAAUCAGAGAGUAAGUAUAUCAGAGGGGCAAACCUAAAAGAACGAUUUUUUAAAUCAGCUCUAAAAAGAGAGCAAGACCAACUGGUAUUAGAAUGGCAUUAAACACCUAGAAAUAUGACUGCCUCAUAGUCAGAGAUGAGAAUAUGACCUUUAUGAUCAGAUUAUAUUGUUAAAUGAGCAAGUAUUCAUUAAAUAAAUCAUAAUAAUAAUUUUUAAAAGAUCAGAAGCAAAUAUCAGGUAAAGUUUCAAAGUAAAUUGGACCUUUUAUUUCAUAGAAAUAAGAAGGAAACUAAGAAAUUUGACUGACAAAAAGGUCUUCUUGCUGUCCAUAAAAAGAUAAGGCACACUAUCCUUAAAGAAUAAUGACAAAGAUUUGAAUAGAAUUUAAAAUGUUCUAUUACUAUAUGUACUCAAAUUUACAUGUUAAAAUAAAAUCACUCAAAUCUGAAAACAAAAGCUGAACUUAACUUGUUCCUUCAAAGGAGAAACACAGUUCAGCCUCAAAAAAUGAAGACACCAUAAUCAAUGGAACAGAAUAAAAAAAUCCGGAAAUGAA